AUGUCAGUUAUCCUAAUUGCACUCAACCCUGAAUCUGAGGACACAAAGCACCAUCCCAAAGAGAAGCAAAUAAUUGGGAUCCUCUGUGCCAUAGUCUCAUCUGCCACGUUUGCACUCCAUCACUCUCUUGUGCAGCGUUGUUUUGAGAAAGUUAUAAAGACUAAAACCUUUGCUACUGUGUUAAGAAUGAAUUUUUACCCAAUGCUCGUUGCUUCAGUUUUUGGCAGUGUGGGGUUGUUUUUCAGUGGAGAUUGGAGAACUAUGGGAAUGGAGAUGAAGGAAUUCGAAAGCGGUAGUGUGUCAUAUGUAAUGACUUUGGUUUGGACUGCUGUGGCAUGGCAAAUAGCCGGCGUUUCUAUGUUGGGGUUGAUUUUUGAGGUAUCUUCAUUGUUCUCAGUUGUAAUAAGCAAUUUGGAACUGACCAUAACUCCUAUCCUUGCUGUCAUUGUCUUUCAUGACAAGAUUUAUGGGGUUAAGAUUAUAGCCUUCAUAUUAGCUGUAUGGGCCUUUUUGUCCUAUAUUUAUCAACAUUAUCUAGAUGACCGAAAGGCCAAGGAAGAUAAAAGUGAUUGCAUUAAGGUUUCAAUGGGAAAUGGAGAAAUUUGA
Molecule: messenger RNA, 606 nt
Organism: Glycine soja
Lineage: Eukaryota; Viridiplantae; Streptophyta; Magnoliopsida; Fabales; Fabaceae
Product: probable purine permease 11
Exons: 1
Coding region: 1-606 (201 amino acids)
Cellular component (GO): membrane
Molecular function (GO): purine nucleoside transmembrane transporter activity
Source: RefSeq, a predicted model, not a curated record